Messenger RNA from Fusarium pseudograminearum CS3096, 1371 nucleotides. RefSeq lists its product as uncharacterized. Gene Ontology annotation, biological process: late endosome to vacuole transport via multivesicular body sorting pathway; vesicle budding from membrane. The coding region runs from base 1 to 1371 and encodes 456 amino acids. The transcript has 2 exons. Gene Ontology annotation, cellular component: cytoplasmic side of plasma membrane; multivesicular body; ESCRT III complex. The record is from RefSeq and is a predicted model, not a curated record. Lineage: Eukaryota; Fungi; Ascomycota; Sordariomycetes; Hypocreales; Nectriaceae.
AUGGGCGAGCUUGCAGACUACCUCAUCAAGAACGACCCAAGCUUUAGCAGGUCACGAUUACCAGCCCGAUACUCCGACUUUCGAUCCCAGCGCACCUUGAACCCCGAUGGUUACCAAGCCAACAUCUCUGCCUGGCGCCAGGCCCUCUCUGAUCUUGUCGCAAAGGGCAUGAUAUCACACCGCGGGUCAACUCCUGACCACUUCGUCCUCAAACUCGACGACUCGCUGCUCCGGUCAUUGGAGCACAAAGAAUUCGGGCAACCUCUCGCACUUGGAACAGUAGUCCGCGAAUCGACCGCUGGUCGAGACUUCAUACCUUUCAACGACUUCGAGAAAUCCCAACAAAGUAUAUAUCAGAGCAGCUGGGCAGGCUUACCAUGGAGUGUUAUGAGCUGGACUUUGCGACAGCUGGGCGUCAUCGACCCCUCUAGAGGAGACGAUAAGCUGCCAACCGGCCAGUAUGUCGUUAUCAAGAAUAUGGAAACUGCUGCGAAGGAGUUGGGCGAUCUGAUGGCGGAUAAGGUGUCAAGAUUUGACCGCGUUUUCAGCAGGGCACAGUUCCAGAAGGCGUUUUCUGCGGCUCUUGUUAAGGAUCAGCGCUUGACAGAUAACGAUCUGGAUGUGCUGCUGAAAUUCUUGUCGCGAGAUAAGGAGGUUAUUGAUUACGACGGAAACACGAUUAGGAUCAAGGGCUCUGGGGAGCAAGGCGGCAUCACAAAGGAAGAUGCUGCGAUUGCAUCUCUUAAAGAGCUUACGGAAAGCCUCAAGCAUCAAACCGACCUCCUUAAUACGCGAAUAGACGAACUCGCACAAACAGCCAAAGAUGCCGUCACUCGCAAAAACCGCGUCGCAGCCCUUGCAGCGCUCAAGUCCAAGAAGAUCGCAGAGGCUUCUUUGGCUACCCGGUAUUCCACCCUCAACCAACUGGAAGAAGUCGCUGCGAAGCUUGAACAAGCCGCCGACAACGUGCAGCUCGUCAAUGUCAUGGAGGCUUCUUCCGGAGCACUGGCAAGCCUCAACAAGCAAGUUGGUGGCGCAGAUCGCGUCGAUGCAGUUAUGGAUCAGCUGCGCGAGCAGAUGAGCUCUACAGACGAGGUCAACGCCAUCAUGGCCGAGUCAACUGGCCAAGUGGUCGACGAGGAUGUGCUGGACGACGAGCUCGAGGCCAUGGAGGCCAUGGAGCGCGAGAAGGAAGAGGAGAAGCAGAAGACGAAAGAGGCCGCAGAGGAGAAAGCUCGCGAGGCACGGGAGGCAGCCGAGGCACAAAAGAAACUCGACGAGCUUCCAUCUGUCCCCGCCGACACAGAAGAAAUUCGACACAAGGAGCAGACGCCCACUGCCGAGACUGGGAUUGCGAACCUGGCUAUAUAG